Molecule: messenger RNA, 2722 nt
Organism: Eriocheir sinensis (Chinese mitten crab)
Lineage: Eukaryota; Metazoa; Arthropoda; Malacostraca; Decapoda; Varunidae
Exons: 7
Coding region: 394-1026 (210 amino acids)
Biological process (GO): synapse organization
Cellular component (GO): neuron projection membrane
Source: RefSeq, a predicted model, not a curated record
GCAGGUGCCGCCCACAGAACCCUGGAGGCGGAUCAGCUGUGUCCCACCUGUCCUUACUUCCUGCCCACGUCCGUCGAGGUCACCACACCUGUGGGCAUCCCGGCCAACCUCACCUGCGGCGUCAGGCAGCUCGGGGACAAGAAGGUGUCGUGGAUCAGGCGCCAGGACCUGCACGUGCUGACCACAGGUAACUUCACGUACACGACGGACACGAGGUUCCGCGCGCUGCACCUGCCCGGCUCGCCCUUCUGGAGCCUGGAGGUGGACCGGCCCGCCAUCACCGACUCCGGCCUUUACGAGUGCCAGGUGUCCACGCAGCCCAAGAUAUUCCGCCGCUUCAGGCUCAGCGUUGCGGUCCCCAGCGCGCGCAUCACCGGCUCGAGGGAGAUCUUCAUGAAGGCCGGCAGCGACAUCAACAUCACGUGCGUGGUGAAGGGCGCCAUCAGGGGAGCGCCCGUCACCUGGUACCACGUGCUGCCCCGCGACCCACCCAAGGAGGAGCUGGUGGAGAUCAACGCCGGGGGUCGGGGCGGCGUGCAGCUGGUGACGGACAAGAACUCGGGCACCAGCUGGCUCCUGGUCACCCACGCCACCUGGAGGGACGCCGGGAACUACACGUGCGCGCCCGUGCACGCCACGCCCGCCUCGGUGUCCGUCCACGUGCUCGACGAAGAGGCUCCAGCCGAGCUCCAAAACGACCCCCAGCCGAGCCGGGCCCAGACAUCCACCCAAGGAACGCCAGGCCUCCUGCUGCUCCUGCUGGGGCUUCACCGUCUGCUGGGACGCGACGGGGCGAGAACGUGGUGCCUCUGGGCUCUCCUGGCGGCUUGUCUAGUGCUCCCCAGCGCCGUCAGGAGUACGAGUGGCCUUCAGCACACCUCUCAGACUAAUAAUGAAACAGAAGGAUCGGUAACAGUCGCCGCGAGGCAUGGGAGCAGAGUCCUUGGCGUCACACUCUUAAGAAACCCGGAACUGGAAGGGAUCCACACUGUGUGUGGAGGAAAUUAUCAACGGCAUCCCGAGUAACGGCAGCAGCACCCAGCCGGUGGCCACACAAGCUGCACGCAAGAUGCUCUCAGCCCGCCCCUAGAUGCCACCCCGGAUGCCGGCCUGGUGCACCCCCUUGUACGCCUCCUGGAGAGGGCAGACAACCUCGGGUGCUGUCGUGUUGUUCGUCAAGCUGCUCCGCUCGCCGCACACCAACGUAACAUGCAGAGCAAGCCGUGUGGGCGCCGGGAAACACUGCUGGCGAUGGCCCCAAACUCAGAGACUUCGUCAUUAAGGCUGGCAUUGUACAACCUCCUCUGGAACUCAUUAGACCAGACACAGAGUUAAGUUCAUGAGGAUGAUUUCUUACAUUUUGUAAUGGGAUGCUCUACCAUUCAGUGAUGUAUUCUUUCUUCACUUCAAAACGCAAGCACAAAGUGGAACAGUAAACUAAUGUUUAUAAGAGAAAGAAAAAAAAGAAUAAACUGUCUUCAGUAUCUUCAGUCCUGUAGCAUCACUGCAUCAUAAUGAAUGUAUUGCUGAGUGUAGAUACACAGGUCUUUGUUGAGCAGGCAUGAAAAGGUGGCACCAGGUGGAAGGCCACAGUCACAGACGGCAGCCAGUGCUGGUACACAAUACGGUGAUGGAGGCAGUGGUAGUGAACAGGGUUAUAACUUGUUGGCUGCUGGAAUGUGUUUCAAGGAUGGGUACUUUGAAUUAUGAGGAACUAAUAGAGUAAUGUAAAGACUAGAUCUCAAUUCUCAGGUCUGAGGAUAUGUAUCUUAACAUAAAUUCCUUAGUUAUUCAUUCAUUAUUGUCUUAGAAGACACAACAAAACCCAGUGAGGUGAUGCCCCACCCGGACCGCUUCCUGCAUGCAUCAGUUAUUUGUGUGUCAAUGUCAUGUAGCGGCAGCCUAGGCCGCUACAGCGAAAACCAAACAUUUCUGUUUGUAUGUUUUCGAGGCAGCAUACGUUGUAGCUGGUACAACGCCGUUUGGAUCCGCUAAGGCCGCCUUGUAGGUUAAAAGACACAACUAAUAACCAGUGGUGACUCCAUCGACAAGCGAAUUUAUUUCCUAGAAUAUACAUGUUUUUACGAACGGCGAUUGGUAAUUUACAGAAGUUCGUAUGCGCUAAUAUUUACAGUAAUGGCUUUAUGGUGAUGCAGUUUCAGUAUUUUAAUGUUUGUAAUAAUAGGAGUGAUUGUAUACAUAUAUUUACAUGUAGUGACUUGCAGUCUGAUGAAUAUAAAGACAAGAUAUUACAGUGUGAUGAGAGUGGAAGAAGUGAAAGAGGACAAGGUGAUUUCAGGGCAGACUGAAGAAAUAAAGGUGGAGGAAACGAGAAAGAAAAUGGUAUGUUUAAUGGGUCACUACAUAACUCUCCCCCUAGUGACGAGGUAGGAGGAACGUUACGUGUUUUUUCUUGUGGGACUGGAGUUUGUAUGCAAUCACUGGACUGGGGGACACUGACACGGUGUUGGUGGGUGAAGGAUCCGGCUGCAGGAGGUACGCGGGCUUGACCCGGUCAAUGGCGAUGACAUCGGAUUUGCCGUGGCGGUCAAUGGUGACAUUCUUCCGCGUCCUCUUGAUGACGGUGAAGGGGCCAUCGUAUGGUUGCUGCAGAGGCUUCUUUGUGGCGUCCACUCGCACGAACACGUGUGUGCAGGUGUCGAGGUCCUGGCUCACGAACGUUUUGGAUGGUGAUGUACGUGGCGGCACUGGCUGGAGUCUC